AGUCGACGAGGGCCAGAUUGUUGGUCACAGUGAAGUGAUAGGGAAGGAUGUUAUGAGAUGUAUGCUGUCAUCGUGUGACGAGCAUGUGUUGUAUGUUCAGGUAGAGCAGAGCAGUCACUGUCUCAUUCUGUUUGGCAUACAGUGCAUCGUCACAUUUCCCCUGAUUGUUGUGCACUGUAAAGGGAUACCAGGGGAGCUUCAGUUUCACGACAAAACUGAGAACGUUCAAGAUGAACGUUUACUGGAUACCCACGAUCCUCCUCUCCCUCUGCCUCUCCAGUGCUGCCAACAUGAUAAGCUCCCACAACUGUAAAGACACGCUCAGAACGUUCCAUGUGGUCCGUGUGUCUGUCAACGGCACUGCAUCGGUCAGCUGCCCCAACCUGACAGGCAAGAACCAGGAGGAGAUGAGAUUCCACCUUUACUUGGGCUUGGUCGAGGUUGGCAACCACACUCACGACAGUGCUCACAACCACAACUCCACAGAGACCGUGACUCCUGUUGGGGAGGGUCUGGGGCUGAAGGUGAACGAACAGGACCACACGGUCAGCUUUGUCCUCUCUGGAAUGACCACGGAGCGCGCUGGGGUCUAUACCUGCGAGGGGCACCCCAUGUACCCACCUCCCAUUGAGAAAGUACAAGACGAGCCUCAGACUGUGGUCCUGGUUGAAGCUCACCAGUGCCAGGCACUGAAUACUGUGGGAUGUUUAGGCUCUGGAGUGGAUGGUGUCCCUGUUUGGGCAUGGGUGCUGGGGUUCUGGAUCACCAUCAUCUAUGGCCUGGCUGUCACUGUCAUCGCCUUUGCCAUCCGGCUCAGACUGGGGAGAGUGGAGUGUUCCCAGAGCGACUACAUGAACAUCAAACCCAGUGCUCCACUCAGGUGGCCUAGGAAGAAGCAGGGGGUCCAGCAUCCAAUCCGAAUGGGACGAUACUGAUCACAGUCAUCCUCAGAUCACAAUCCUUCUCAGACAAAAGCUAAAUGAGAGUUGAGCCUGAAUUGGCCUUUGAGAGCUGACUGGAGAAAUACAUUAAGUUCUUUAUGUAAGCCAGUUCUUCAAGUCACAUGGUAUACAUGUAAUUGUACAACUGAUUGUGUGUAA
Molecule: messenger RNA, 1100 nt
Organism: Coregonus clupeaformis (lake whitefish)
Lineage: Eukaryota; Metazoa; Chordata; Actinopteri; Salmoniformes; Salmonidae
Product: T-cell-specific surface glycoprotein CD28-like
Exons: 4
Coding region: 231-935 (234 amino acids)
Biological process (GO): regulation of T cell proliferation; T cell receptor signaling pathway
Cellular component (GO): external side of plasma membrane
Source: RefSeq, a predicted model, not a curated record